Prunus armeniaca (apricot) is the source of this 246-nucleotide messenger RNA. NCBI's taxonomy places the organism in Eukaryota, Viridiplantae, Streptophyta, Magnoliopsida, Rosales, Rosaceae. The record is from the annotation of a GenBank genome assembly.
AUGGCGAAGCACCCAAGGAUAAUCUUGUACCUUGACAAAGUCCAAGAGAUAUUGAAGGUGUUCCCUACCUUCAUCAUCCAACAAGUGCCCCAUGUAGAGAAUGCGCAUGCAGAAGCACAGGAAAACCUUGGAUUAGCGCUGGAUACCAAGUUCAGACACUCCAUCCCUGUCGAACACCGUGACCGACCAAAUAUCGAAGAAAUGGAGCUGAUCGACACAAUGCAGAUCGACGAGGACCCCAGCUAG